Molecule: messenger RNA, 1263 nt
Organism: Contarinia nasturtii (swede midge)
Lineage: Eukaryota; Metazoa; Arthropoda; Insecta; Diptera; Cecidomyiidae
Product: zinc finger protein 782-like
Exons: 1
Coding region: 1-1263 (420 amino acids)
Biological process (GO): regulation of transcription by RNA polymerase II; central nervous system development
Cellular component (GO): nucleus
Molecular function (GO): RNA polymerase II cis-regulatory region sequence-specific DNA binding; DNA-binding transcription factor activity, RNA polymerase II-specific
Source: RefSeq, a predicted model, not a curated record
AUGUUACAUCAAGCCUGUGGAUUUUUGCUACUGGAUGACUUGAAUACAUUCAUUUACUGUUGCAAAAAAUGCCAGAACCAAUUUGAUUCGGGACCCAAUUUGGAAGUACAUAUUCUAUCCGAUUCAUGUUAUAAUUUGCACAAAUCGGAGCAUCGAGAUGACAACGAAGACGUAAUUGUGAAAGAUGAGAUUUUUGUGGAUGAAUUCAGCUGUGAUACGGAUUCAAUCAAAAUCGAACAAACCACACAGAAUGUUGAUGAAUUGUGGGAACAUUCUGACACACCAAUUGCUGAAUUGUUUGAUUUUCAAAGCAGUUAUAACACAAGAAAUGAAAAUUUAAUCGCCGAAAAACAUUUGAAUUGUGGAAAAUCUGAAACGAAAACUAAUGAAAACCAAACCACACAGAUGCCGCCAAAACAAAACAUUGAUGAGAAGCCGCCAGGAUCAUUAGAAACUGAAAAAUCAUGUCAUAAAAAACACCGAGGACGACCGCCAGGAUCGAAAAAUAGGAAAAUUCAAAGUAACAAUGAAGAGACACCACCAAAAGUACAAGUCGACCAACCCGAGGAAGUCAACAGCAACGAUAACACGAAUAAAAUCGAAAAUAAUAAAAAGAAAAGAGGUCGACCAGCAUCCGGGGUAAUUUUGUGUGAAAUGUGCCCCGAUCAGAGUUUCGAUGGCAACGCGGCCCCAAUCAAACAUUUGAAAAACGGUCAUCUGCCGCCAAAAAAUAAGAAAGAAUGCGAAAAAUGUAAAAGAUGCCCGAGAAACUAUGAGGCACACAUGGAAAAAUAUCAUUCCGAGCAACCGAUGUACAAAUGUGAUUUUUGUGAUGCAACAUUCAAAGUCAAUAUGAGCCGGGUGAUUCAUAUGAGAAAACACACCGGUGAAAGACCGUGGCUAUGUGUUAUUUGUGGAAAGUCGUUUAUUGAUCAGUCAACGUGGCGACAUCAUGAACAGGUACACAAAGAGGUCAAAAAGUUCCAGUGCACUGUGAACACAUGCGAUCGAUCAUUCAGUAGAGCAUAUAGGCUACGUGAUCAUGUCAAUGCGUGUCAUACUCUCGAGAAACCAUUUCAAUGUGACAUUUGCCAGAAGACAUUUGCAUCACAACGGUACUUACGUAUUCAUAAAUUUACACACGGAGAUAAGACGUUGCCAUGCAGAUAUUGCGAGAAGAAAUUUAAACUCUGGGAAAAUCGACAAAAACACGAGAAAUUAGUUCAUAAAAUUAUAAAAUUUAUUGGCAAUGAAACUAAGUGA